AUGGAAGAAGAUGGAAGUAAAAGCCCAACUGCUGCAAAGAUAGCAGAAGAAAUUCAAGCUAAAGCCGAAGAAGUUAAAAAGACCCUUAAACACGUAGAAACUAAAGAAAAAAACAUCUUACCAACCGCUGAAGCUAAUAAAAAGAAAGUCAACAACAACAAGACAAAAUCUUAUUGUGGCGUUGAUGGUGAUGGCGAGUAUUGUACUGAUGAAAAUUAUGAAGUAACUGAAUUUUUUGAAAAAGAAUAUGAUCCAUGUGAAAAGAUACACUUGGAUUAUCUAAAAAAGCGAAAGCAUGAUCUAAAGUUAACUAGCAAAUAUCAGGAUGUAAAAGAUUGUUAUUACAACUUUCCAUAUAAUCAUUAUCUAGCAAAAGAGACAAUAGAAACGUUGAAAAAAAUUUUAGAUGGAUUUUAUAUUUUUCUAGAACAAUCGAAUGAACCCCCUGUUCCCGGGUUCAACUUUACUCCAACUAAUCUUAUAAACGAUUUGAAGCUUAUAUCGAAAAAAAAUUAUACAUACGAUAUUGAUGUUAUGAUGGAUCUUGUAAAAUCUUUUUACAAGAUAAGUGAUGCACAUUUGGCUUUUGUUCCAAUUUGUUAUACAAGUUUUGUGUUCGAACAUGGUCUAUCUUUAUACUCUGUAAUAAAUGUAAAUGGUACACAGGUAAUUAAAGUAUUUGACGAUAUAUAUGACGCAUCGAAUAUAGAUUGUGAAGUUAGUCAUAUUGAUGAUGAGCCUGCGCUAGAAGUGUUGACCAAUUACGCAUACAAAAAUGUUUUCAGAUCUCGUGAUCUAGGUGUAAGAUUUAAUAGAGUAUUGUCCAAUUUGGUCUAUAAAGAUGGACAUUUUAUUACCUCAAACUUCAACCAACUAUUCACUCGUCGAUCACUGCUACCAGAAUCUCCAAUCGUCACAUACACUCUAAAAUGUCAUAGUUAUGACGACAAUCAAUUAACCCUGGAAAAAAAAAUUAAACGGCACUGGAUAGCCAUGAGCAGUAGAUACGAUGAUUUUAAAGAUUCGAAAAGUUAUUGGGAAAAUGUGUGCGUAAAGGCGAAUCAGGACGAGAUGAUUGAUGAUGAAACGUUGGAUAAAGUGCAAGAACUUACGCUAGCACGAUCACACGACCAUUACGAUAUUGGAUAUGGUGAGUUGGUUUAUAAGGGUCAAAUAUCUGGUUAUUAUAUGGUGGAUGACAUUGGUGUGGCUGUUGUUCCCGGUUUGAGUUCUGUAAAUGGUAUGACCGAGAAAGACAUGAUGGAAGAAAUAUUAAAUGGUUUUCAAGUUUUAGAACAAGGUGGUGCUCAAAAGUUGGUGCUUGAUUUUUCAAAUAAUAGAGGUGGAAGUGUAGCAGUAGCAAACUUUUUUAAUGAUUUGUUAUUUCCAGAAACGCAUCCAAAUUUUCCAAACGAUAUGAAACUAUCAAAACAAAUUAUGGCUGCAUUUAAAGCUGCACAUAGCUUUCCAGAACUUAAAAUAAUCUUUAGUACACAAUAUUUAUUAGGCUACGACACCAAAAAACCUUUUAAAAAUCUAAAAGAACUUUUCGGUAAUAAUUUGUCGCUUAGAGGAAAUCAGAAAGUUAGAUAUACUUCGAAAUUUAUUGAUUCGUAUGUUGAAAAAACAAUGAAUGAAAUUUUGCCGCCAUCAUCUUCAUCCGACUUGAACGUUGAUUUUGAAAAUUAUCAUAAAAAUUUUAAGAAAUAUUCGUCAUCGAUGCUACCAUGGAAUUCAACAAAUAUUAUAAUCAUAACAAAUGGAGUAUGCGGAUCAUCAUGCGCACUAAUCACUCAACAUUUAUCAGAAGUUCAUAAUGUUAAAACUGUGGCAGUUGGUGGAUUCGUGUCGCAGAAACUCUCGUACAGUUCAUUUCCUGGUGGUGCUGUCUACAGUGAAAAGUUGUUACAUAAAAGUUUGAAACGAAUGGGUCUCUACUCAAAUCCCAUUUUUCCAAUGCCUUUUCUUAUCAAAGCCAAAAUGAGUUUUCCCAUCAGAGAAGUUUAUAGCAUCAAGCAUAAAAAUAAAGUAUUGGAUUUUUUGUUUCGUCCUGCAAAUUAUCGACUAUAUUAUGACGAGAAAAAUGUUAGAGAUCCAAGUAAAUUGUGGGUUGAAGCUGCUAAGUUUCUUUGA
Molecule: messenger RNA, 2133 nt
Organism: Entrophospora candida
Lineage: Eukaryota; Fungi; Glomeromycota; Glomeromycetes; Entrophosporales; Entrophosporaceae
Source: the annotation of a GenBank genome assembly